Sordaria macrospora k-hell is the source of this 1479-nucleotide messenger RNA. RefSeq lists its product as uncharacterized. The record is from RefSeq and is a predicted model, not a curated record. Lineage: Eukaryota; Fungi; Ascomycota; Sordariomycetes; Sordariales; Sordariaceae. Gene Ontology annotation, molecular function: dipeptidyl-peptidase activity; serine-type exopeptidase activity. Gene Ontology annotation, biological process: proteolysis.
AUGAAGCUCUCCCCUGGGGCAGUCCUCUCCUUUGCGGCAUGGACAGCACCUAAAGCGAGCUUGAGAGGAAUACCGGAAAUUACUUCUUCUUCGACAACGAAGGGAAUCAGUCUAGCCAUCAACAGCCUUGUUGGAGCUUCCUGCGGCUGGUUCGAGCAGCCCGUUGACCAUAACGACCCUAAGCUUGGAACAUGGCAGCAGCAGUACUGCGUUAGCAGGGAGUGGUGGGCCGGUCCGGGGUCACCAGUCGUGUUCAUGACCCCUGGAGAGGAGCCUAUCAUCAGAUCAGUCUCCUCCAGUCUUGGAUACACGUUCCUCCAGAACACCACCAUGCCUGGGAUGUAUGCGCAGGCUAUCGGUGCUGCUACUGUUGUUCUUGAGCAUCGUUACUUUGGGGGAUCAUCUCCCUACGAUGGCUUUGACUCCGAGACUCUGCAAUACCUCACAACCGAGCAGACAGCAGCGGAUAUCGUCAACUUCGCCCAGAAGAUCCAGUUCCCAUUCGACAAGAACCAGACUAGUAACUCUCCUAAAGCUCCCUGGAUCUACUACGGUGCCUCCUACACCGCCACCAUUGGUUCCUGGAUCGAGCAAUUUCACCCGGGCGUCUUCCACGCCUUCCACCUCAGCAGCGCCAUUGUCGAAGCCAACCCGGACAACUGGUACUACUACGACACCAUCCGGCAGGGGAUCGAUGCGCUUUGGAAUGGUACCAAGUACGGUGACGGCGGCGCCAGCUGCAGUCUGGCUCUCAACGCCGUUAGUGAGUUUGUCGACAGUAUACUGCUUCCCGAAGACGGGACAAAGAGGGAUGAGAAGAAGGUGGAGGCGCUGAAACACAUGCACCUAUUUCGAUGUCUGGGGGCAAGACGACCCCCGACCCCCCUCUGGUGCCUCAACACACACGACCUCCUCAACCCCUUCUUCGAAGCCCGCACGCUCGGCAACCCCUGGCGAACAUGGUACUGGUUCCUGUGCAACGAACCUCUGGCAUCAUGGGCCACUGGGGCGCCCAAGAACACUCCUAACAAAGAACAAAAGAAGCAGAUCUCGAUAGUUUCGAGGAAACUGACACCCGAGUACUGGCAGCGCCAAUGCGAGAUGCAUUUUCCCACGGCCGAGAACGGCGAACAGUAUGGUAGCGCCAAGGGCAAGACGACGGAGAUGUUGAAUAUGAAGACGGGUGGGUGGGGGAGGGUGAACGAACGGAGGAGGGUGAUUUGGACUAAUGGUGAAUUUGACCCAUGGAGAUCAACCACCAUGUCCAGCGAACUGCGACCGGGAGGACCGCUGCAAUCGACGGAGGACGCACCAGUUUUCUUGAUCAAGAAUUCUCAACAUGCCGAUGAUGCAUUUACCGAAGCGGGGAUGAAGGGUGCUGGACACAGGAUCAACCCAGAAGUAGUGAAGGUGCAGGAGAAGGCGGUGGAAAUUAUGAAGAAGUGGGUUGGAGAGUUUAAGGCACCAACGACGAAGUGA